Molecule: messenger RNA, 2174 nt
Organism: Neurospora hispaniola
Lineage: Eukaryota; Fungi; Ascomycota; Sordariomycetes; Sordariales; Sordariaceae
Exons: 3
Coding region: 1-1869 (622 amino acids)
Source: RefSeq, a predicted model, not a curated record
AUGUUUGUCGUACUAUGUUCCAGACUUCUUCCAGACCGUGUGAUAGAGCCUUUGGUUCCAGUGCGCGUCACUCCUCCUCUAGAAGUCCCAAAACCUUUCCAGCUUAGCGAUUUUGCCACUAAGCAUACUCAUCAACAACACUCCACAAGCUUCAGGCCAUACAAAUGGCAUAUGGUAAUGGCUUCAGACGAUGAAAAUUUCCUGGACGCUACUAUUCGGAAUAGUGGCUCGAAUGUUCCGCGCAUAGAAAUUUUGGCAGACGAAAUCGCUGGAUUUGUGUCAGCCAGCCGACCCGCCAAAAGGAAGCGUGACAAAAUGGUUAUCCAAGACAAGUGGAAUCUACAGGAUCCCUCACAGGCCGCCACGAACGAAAAUCAUGAUGAUAACGCCAAGUUUUCAAGGCACUGGAAGCCACCACAGGGUAUUAUCACAGACAAGGACCUUGAAGAGAUUCAUGCAAGCCUUGGUUCAAGCAAUACGAAGAUUAAGGAACUGAGAAAACGCAAGGCGGUGCGCGAGAUCGCUUUACGGAAACGCAUUGACACAAUAGACCUUACGGAAAAGCACCAACUCGGAGCAGCUUAUCUUCAGCUUACGGGUCAACAAACUCAAAAUCCCUGUAAGGAAUGCAAAGCUGGCAAAGGGCCCUUCGAGUUUUGCGUCUACGGUGAUGGCAACAGGUGUGGCAACUGCUGUUACCGUGGCAGCGGCAACGCUCGCUGCUCUUUUCAGGUAACCGGGAAAGAGAAUACUGAAGCUACCAAUGAGUCCCCACAUCACGCAGACAAAGAUGCUUCGGUACCGGAUACCGAAUCAGUGCCGGACUUGCUCUCUGAACCUGGAAUCGGGAUAGGGCUUGAACAUCAUCCAGAGCCGGAGCCGGAACAUCAGAAGGGCGGACGAGAACUAAGACCACGACCGCCACAGCCACCACGGCCGCCACGGCGCAAUAGAAAACUGCCACAAAGAGAGCAGGAUACUAAAGUGACAGAAACUGCCACAGUUGGCCGAAAUCAACAACCUGACACACCCCUUAGCCCUCCACCCGCAACAACAAUGACAAGAACAACAGCAGCAGCAGCAGCAGCAGCAGCAGCAACAACAAGGCAAGAACUACCAUCAGAUGUUCACGAAGCACAACUCCCUGCUGCCGUAGGAUCAGUGGUUAACGUACAAACUUCCCGCGAACGAUGCGAAUGCAGGCCGAGAGACACCCGCCCCGAAGGACAGCAGCAAAGCGAUGACACCACGGGCCUACAGGGUACCAAAACCAAAGACAGAUACGAACAUACAGCAUACGGUGAAAGGGACAGAACCGAGUCCAGAGUAAGGGACAUGGUGGAUACCGCCAGAGAUAGGUACAUGGAGAGGGAGAGGGGGAGGACGCGAAUCGCCAACGACCGCUCUUACUCUACCGGUAGUCCUAGCCCCGGUCCUCCCAAUUCUAUCCUCGCCUGUCUUCCCCCCAACACUCCAGUAGAAAUCAUGCGUUGCCUAGCGCAACAUUACCAAAAUCAAGCGGAUGAAUUGCGGCUUGAACAUAUGAGCCUUUCAAGGAACAGGUCGGCGAUGGCAUUGUGGCAAGGUGAAAAGCGACAGGACACUGGCAAGGAAAAAGAUACAAGAGCGUUUGGCAGGGCUGCCGUUAGUGAUGAUGCGGGCCCUUUUUCCAUUCUCGCAUGUCUCGGAGAUUCUCCUAUGGAGACGCUGCGGCGCCUAGGACUGCAUUAUCAGUUUCAGGCGGAUGAGUUGAGGCUGGAGUGCGUGAGGAUUGACAGGGAGGAGAGAACGAGGAGACAACAGGAGCGCGAGAGGGAGUGGGAGCGGGAAAGAGGAGGAAGAGAAGAUGGCGGCUGGACUGAUAAUUAAAGCGGUGUUGCUCGUCGCGACACUGAUCUAUUAGUAUCUACAGGAUGGUUGAAGGAGUGGGAGUACACUACGAUAUACGAGUGGUUGAGGAGUGGACAGAAGUUACCUACUUGCCUUUUUGACGGGAAUCGAAUGUACGUUACGAGCACGCAGUCCAAUGCUGGUUUGUUUGCUACAGCCAGCUAACUCGAGACCUCUGGUCAACUUGUCCAUGCGUUCCAAUGAGAAGUUGACGCGAUUGCGAUGAUAGGGGGUGAGAGUUAGUAUAAUAUGUCGAGCUUCACAUUAAUAAUGUGUUACCGAAU